This is a messenger RNA of Penicillium subrubescens, 1743 nucleotides long. RefSeq lists its product as uncharacterized. Gene Ontology annotation, molecular function: phosphatase activity. Lineage: Eukaryota; Fungi; Ascomycota; Eurotiomycetes; Eurotiales; Aspergillaceae. The record is from RefSeq and is a predicted model, not a curated record. Gene Ontology annotation, biological process: dephosphorylation. Bases 1 to 1743 code for a protein of 580 amino acids. The transcript has a single exon.
AUGUUCACCUACCUCGCCUUAAUCACGCUCUGGCUUCACGCCUCUAUACCUGUAACAGCCCAGGAGCAUACGGAGAAGGUCUGGGGAGUCUUCGCAUACACUGUUCACGGAGAUAGUACCCCCAAUGUUCUCGCAGAGGCCCACCCCAGGUUCUUAUCCGAUUAUGGAGCUAAUCAGCUCGCGGCCGCUGGAGCAGCUUUUCGUGAGCGCUACUUGUCAUCCGGGGGAAGCAUCAAUGUCUCGGAGUCUGCAAUUCAGUAUCUCUCUGCAACUGUUCUAGACUCGAAAGAUGUCGAUGUAUUCGCAACGACGGAUCAAUUCGUUAUUGCUUCGGCGCAAGCGUUCAUGCAGGGUUUAUACCCGCCGCUUGGUCAAUCUGGCCUGGUCCCUUCGGAUACUAUGGGCAACGGCUCGUCUGACUUGUCACCACUUGAUGGAUAUCAGUAUCCUCAAAUUGUUACGCUCGGCAAAGGUGAUCCGCAGUCUGUCAUGUUGGCUGGGCAAGGGAAUUGUCCCAUGCAUCAAGUGGCUGAAUCGGAGUAUCGAAAUGGGGACUAUGCACAGGGAAUCACGGAAAUAACGGAUGCAUUCUACGUGCGACUUUGGCAUGAAGUUCUAUCGGGAGUCUACGCCGAAUCAUCGGCCAGCUACAGUAAUGCGGUUGAUAUCUCCGACUACAUCGAGUACGAGGCGGUGCACAACAGUACCAUCCAAACCCAACUUACCGAGGCCGAGAUCAGACAGGCCCGUUGGUGGGCUGACCACUAUAUAUACGCUACGAAUGGCCAAUCUGAUUCCAACAGCCAAUCCACAAUUGGUGCCAUCAGCCCCAUUGCAGGUCAAACCCUGGCGACCAGUAUUCUACGUGCCUUCGACAUGAACAUCGAGGAAUUCGGCACAGGCCAGAAGAUGACCCUGCUGUUCGGCAACGACGAGCCCGCGGUAGCCCUAGCGUCCGUGCUUGGCCUGGCGUCGGAACAACGACCCAACUUCUAUUCCCGUCCUGUCCGCGGCGCAUCGCUAGUCUUCGAGCUGUACAGCUUUGAGGCUGACGAAGUAUACCCAACGUAUCCAGGCAGUGACAACUUGUUUGUGCGUUUCUUUAUGCACAAUGGCACAAAUGCAACCAAUUUCACGCCCUAUCCGCUGUUUGGAUAUGGCCCAAGCCACGAGUACAUCGCGUACUCGGAAUUCCGGUCCGAAAUCGAGACUUUUGCCGUACAGACAACGCAAGAGUGGUGUCUCCGGUGCAACUCGGCGGCUGUCUUCUGCAAUGGGGUCUUGGAUAACAGCGGAUCGGACUCCUCAAAGAAGAAGAAAGGAAUUUCUCCCGCCGUGGCUGGUGUAAUUGGAGCUGUGGUGACGCUCGCGGUGAUUGGAUUGCUCGCGGGCCUAGGAUUCUUCCUCUGGAGUAAGCGCAAGCGUCAGGGUAACCAUAAGCCAAGCCUUGGAGGGUUCAAGGGGACUGGCAAGCUUGCGAGUGAUACUGAUGUCACGUUCAGAAGCCCUAUCUGGGAUGCUUCAAAGUCCGCGCACGCGGAGCAGAGCGAUGACAUCGCCGGCGGUGUUGUCGUCCGCGGACACGAGCGAUUGGGAAGCUGGGAGAUGGGCCAGCAGAAGAAGGAGAUUGAGGAUGUUGACACGUCGAGUCAGCGUCACAUGUCGACUCUGGAGGACGAAAACGAAGACGAAUGGCGUAUCCACAGUGGUCUUCAACCCGUUAAGAUUCGGGAGAGUGUCUGA